AUGCUGCUACGCAAUCUCAGCCACGCUCAAUGCGCCCACCGGGUCCACCAGGCCCGGGAAAUGGGCGACCUCCAGGCCCUGGAUACGAUGAUCGCCGUGGCUAUCCUCCUGCUCCCGGUGGAAGACCACCGCCGCAAUCGCGAUCAAGAACACCUGGUGGACGACCACCCCCCGGCGGUACCUUCGACAAUCCCUUUCCCUCCUUUCCAAAUCGAGACCCAAGAGAUCCGAGGGCCCCCAGAGAUCCCCGAGACCCUAGAAGCGCUAGAGAUCCUAGAGACCCCCCGAGACCCGAGGGAUCGGCGCCGUCCGCCACCCCGGGGGCUAGAGCAAGAUAUGGCUGCAAUGGACAUUAAUGGCAGGGCCCCGCCUAGGCCGCACACUUCUAAUUCUAAUGGGAGACGGCCAGACAUGCGACAGCCACCUCCACGCGGACCACCACCAGGACGGGGCCGAGGUGGCUACCCAAUGGGACCCAUGCGAGCUGCUAGCUCAGGCAGACCAGAUCGACCUGAUAGAGACUAUCCAGACUCCAUGGCCCCGUCUAUGCCUCCGCCACCAAGAAGCGCAACGAUGCCGCUCGGACCAGGCGCACCGCUCUACCCAGGCCAGUCGACCUACCAAGAAACAGAUUACCCAGCGAGCUCCAUAGGCGAAUCUCCUAUGCGUCCUAAUACUGCUGGAAGCAUGCGACCCCCACGAUCUCGUGCCCCCAACGAUAUAGACCCAGGCCUAAUGAUCCCUGCGGCUGGAUUGAUGAUCCCCCCAGAGCCUGCCAAUCGUGUUUCAUAUGCGCCCAAGGAAUUUCUGGACAGCUAUUAUGACUCCAGUGGUGCUAUUGCCGAUGAACCCGAUAUGCCUAAUUUCGAUGCCAUGCCAGACCCUCGGCAUCACACCCCGAUUGAUGAGAUGGGCCUGGAAACAACACCGGUUAAGAAACCAGUUCAUGAUACGAAUUCUUCACCUGGAGACUACUCGUAUCCUUCCAACGGAGUGGAGGUUGCGCACUCCCAAUCUCAACCAGAUUUCCAACAAGCAGAGGGUGCCAAUCAGUUUCAAAAUGCGGGAUUUCAGUUUGGCAUUCCUGGAGAAGCUUCCCUUCCUCCCGCUUUCGACCACUCAAACUCUGCUGGGUAUGCGUCGAAUGGUUACGAAGAUUACGCCGGUUAUUCGCAUGGUCCUUCCCCGGUCCAGACCAACCAGCCAGGCUAUCCCCACGACCAGGCUGAGAUGUCUGAUCCUCACCAGAAUCCCGAUGCCCUUCCUCAUCACCCAGUCCCGUUCCGCCCUGGCCAUGAUCAAGGGUCAAAACCUGCACCGGUUCGGCAGUACAACGCUCCUGAAACCAUGCCAACCCCCGCUGCUCCACAGCCAAUGAUGGUGUCCAGUGGAGCGGCUCGGACGCCGGUCACGAUUGAAGAAAUACAGCGACUGCAACAACAGGCGCGAGGCAACCCUUCCGACAAGAAGACUCAACUUCUACUCGCCAAAAAACUGGUCGAGGCAUCCACGGUUCUAGUAGGGGACAACAGCAGACUCGACCCGAAAACCAAAGCCAAGGCCAAGGAGAAAUAUGUGAUGGAUGCGCAUAAGAUUCUCAAAAAGCUGGUUACAGCCGGGUACUCUGAAGCCCAGUUUUUCCUGGCUGACUGCCACGGUGAGGGCCUACUGGGACUGGAAGUCGACCCCAAAGAAGCCUUCUCACUAUACCACUCUGCUGCGAAACAAGGUCACGCACAGUCUGCGUACCGUGUGGCUGUAUGCUGCGAGAUCGGCCAGGAGGAAGGUGGCGGUACCAAACGUGAUCCAUUUAAGGCCGUUCAAUGGUACAAGCGUGCCGCUGCACUCGGUGAUACACCCGCCAUGUACAAAAUGGGAAUGAUUAAUCUAAAGGGACUGCUUGGUCAAGCUCGGAACCCCCGGGAGGGUGUAUCCUGGCUCAAGCGGGCGGCUGACCGUGCAGACGAGGAAAAUCCGCAUGCUCUUCACGAGCUUGCCCUCAUGUAUCUGAACGCCGGCGGCAAUGACAUCAUUGUCCGCGACGAGCAAUAUGCCUCCCAGCUAUUCCACCAAGCUGCCGAGCUGGGCUACAAGUUCUCUCAAUUCAAACUUGGUACUGCCUACGAAUACGGCCUCAUGGGAUGUCCCAUUGACAACCGUACAAGUAUAAUCUGGUACACUCAUGCCGCAGCCCAGGGUGAACAUCAGAGUGAACUCGCCCUUAGUGGCUGGUAUCUCACUGGAUCAGAGGGCAUUCUAUCGCAGAACGACACCGAGGCCUAUCUGUGGGCUCGUAAGGCCGCCACCGCAGGUCUUGCCAAGGCAGAAUAUGCUAUGGGAUAUUUCACCGAGGUCGGAAUCGGCUCUGCGGCCAACUUAGACGACGCAAAGAGAUGGUACUGGCGUGCAGCUGCCCAAGGAUUCCCCAAGGCUCGUGAGCGUCUUGAAGACCUUAAGAAGGGUGGAAGCCGAAUGCAAAAGACUCGUCUCUCACGGUCGGCCGUUAACAAGCAGAGUGAUGGGGACUGCGUUCUCAUGUAA
Penicillium verrucosum is the source of this 2541-nucleotide messenger RNA. RefSeq lists its product as uncharacterized. Bases 1 to 2541 code for a protein of 846 amino acids. The transcript is spliced from 3 exons. Gene Ontology annotation, molecular function: protein binding. The record is from RefSeq and is a predicted model, not a curated record. NCBI's taxonomy places the organism in Eukaryota, Fungi, Ascomycota, Eurotiomycetes, Eurotiales, Aspergillaceae.